CUUCCCGUCACUGACUCUACCCAGGAAGUCGUCGUGUUACUUUCUCUCCCCCUCCUCUUCCAGGCUGGUGAGAAACAGGGGAAACUAAAGGGGGGUUAAGUUGAUACCUGGGAAACUAACGAGGGUACAGUUAAACCCGGAUGCAACCGUGCUCGCGGUUCCUGUCAGGUCAUUUUGCAGGUUGUCAUCGAACAAACGGAAGCCAAAACGAGCAGAAGCGGUCCCGCCGUCUGUCGGGUCUGUUUUCUGUCGUGGCAAAGAAAAGCAUCAGGUUCUGGGCAGUUGGAACAAGAAAAAGUUUGAUGGAACAAGAUAUUGAAAGCCCAGGAUCUGCCAGAAACACAAUUUUACCCGAGGAUGAGUUCUGCCCUUCGCCAUAUUUCAUCUGCUUUCACCGUCACUGACACUGUAUUGUGUCCUUAUAACUUUAGUUACUGCCCAGUAAGCCACCAAGGUGUGAUACCACAUUUCUAAUCAUGCACUUGUGAUAACACAUAGGUUGCCCUUCCCAUAUCCCGUUCCUGUUGUCCGUAACAAGGACACAUCAUUCUGCUCAGACCCCUGUCCUGCUGACCCCCCUCCCUCCCGUUGAGUUUCUGGGCCAUGCUCCGCAAGAGAGGUUCUCUCAUUCUUUGUGGUACGUUCCUGUUUAUCACCUGGAAUGCCAUACUGGUGCUUCUGUUGUGGGGCAGACCCCCGCCUGGCCAGCUGGACGAGCCUGGCCAAGGGCAGGGGGAAGUGGCUGAGAGGCCUACUAAUGAUGUGGUAGGAGAUGUGCUCCGAAUGGCAGACAUGUUUGAAGCAGAGCUUGAAGUACAGAAAAAUAUCCUGAUUGAGAUCAAGAAUCAUCGGUCACUAUGGGAGAAAUCAAACAAAAACAGGUCGAAGGUUAUCGUCCCACCCCAGCCUGUCAUUCCUAUCCUGGUUAUCGCCUGUAACAGGGUCACUGUGAAGCGUUGCUUGGACAAACUCCUGCAGCACCGGCCUUCAGCAGAGCUUUACCCAAUCAUAGUGAGUCAGGACUGUGGACAUGCCGAGACUGCUGAGGUGAUUCGUUCUUAUGGAAAUGAAGUAACUCAUCUGAAACAGCCGGACUUGUCAGAUAUCGCUGUGCGUCCAGAGCACAAGAAGUUUCAGGGUUACUAUAAAAUCUCCAGGCAUUACCACUGGGCUCUCAGCCAAGUGUUCAAGACCCUUUCUCAUUCCUCUGCUGUGAUUGUAGAGGAUGACUUGGAGGUGGCACCAGACUUCUUUGAGUACUUCCGAGCAUUGCUGCCACUCCUGAAAUCUGACCCCAGUUUGUGGUGUGUGUCAGCCUGGAAUGACAACGGUAGGGAGGGCUAUGUGGAUCCUGGCAAAGCCAACCUGCUCUACCGGACUGAUUUCUUUCCCGGUCUUGGAUGGAUGCUUGUCAGGGAGGUGUGGGAGGAGCUGGAGCCAAAGUGGCCCGCUUCAUUCUGGGAUGACUGGAUGCGUCAGCCAGAGCAGCGGCGUGACCGUGCCUGCAUCCGCCCGGAGAUCUCGCGCACUUUAACCUUCGGCAGGCAAGGUGUGAGCCAGGGUCAGUUUUAUGACAGGUACCUACGUUAUAUUAAACUGAAUACUGAAUUUGUGCCUUUCACCAAGUUAGACCUGAGUUACUUGAAGGAGGAAACCUACAGAGAAAAUUUUGAGAAGGAGGUUUACAGUGCUGCCCUGGCUACAUAUGAAGAUGUAAAGCAGGGGCAACUAAAAGGCCCCGGGCCCUUCCGCCUUCAAUACUCAAGUAAGGAGAGUUUCAAAAUGCUUGCCAAAAACCUGGGGAUCAUGGAUGACUUGAAGUCUGGAGUCCCAAGGGCAGGAUACAGAGGGGUUGUCAGUUUUAUCUCAAGAGGAAGGAGAAUCUACUUAGCCCCUCCUCCAGGAUGGACCCAGUAUGACCCCAGCUGGAGCUGAUAAUCGUUUAGAAAACCUAUGUGCAGUAGCCUUUUUGUAAUCUCCACAUCACCUGUGGAGAGUGUUCAGACCAAAGACUGAUGCCCUUAAAGUUUCUCUUUGCUUGAAUUAUAUGUACUCUACUUUAUUGUUAAUGAAGAUUGGUCCCUCUUUCUGGUGUAGGGAUUUUUGCCAGUGUCACUCAGGUCUUUCUCAUUAUUCCAAAACUUUUCUUACAGUGUAGAUACAGCCUGCUGUAACUCACCAGAGAGCUGUUUUUAUAUGAUGCUAACUGUGCACAUGACAUUCAUCAAUGCAUUCAAUGCAAUUACCUAGGUUGCCACUUUUUGUUUAAAUUAUUUGCGAUUUCCGUUAGCCAAUAUGAACUGUUAUAUAACUAUUUGAAUCUGUGGUAUGGUUGCUUAUGGCAUCAGUGACUGGUCAUAAUCACAGUAUAAUUGAUUUAGAUUUUCAUUGGUUUUGUCCACUAUGCAAAUCAGUUCUUCCUGCUUACACUUUAAUGUCAAAUAAUUUUGUCUAGUGAUCUCCAUUGUUGUACUCCCUACAGGUAUGUUAACUUGUAAUCUACAACAUUUGUGUUUGUAUAUAUUUGGAAUAAAAACAAUACACAAUUUUGC
This is a messenger RNA of Monopterus albus (swamp eel), 2552 nucleotides long. It is a transcript of the gene mgat1a, whose product is annotated as alpha-1,3-mannosyl-glycoprotein 2-beta-N-acetylglucosaminyltransferase a. Gene Ontology annotation, cellular component: Golgi apparatus. Bases 604 to 1935 code for a protein of 443 amino acids. Lineage: Eukaryota; Metazoa; Chordata; Actinopteri; Synbranchiformes; Synbranchidae. Gene Ontology annotation, biological process: protein N-linked glycosylation. Gene Ontology annotation, molecular function: alpha-1,3-mannosylglycoprotein 2-beta-N-acetylglucosaminyltransferase activity. The record is from RefSeq and is a predicted model, not a curated record. The transcript has 4 exons.